Messenger RNA from Artibeus jamaicensis (Jamaican fruit-eating bat), 2456 nucleotides. RefSeq names its product chromosome unknown C3orf18 homolog (gene CUNH3orf18). The coding region runs from base 565 to 1035 and encodes 156 amino acids. Lineage: Eukaryota; Metazoa; Chordata; Mammalia; Chiroptera; Phyllostomidae. The record is from RefSeq and is a predicted model, not a curated record. The transcript has 6 exons.
GGAGGGUGCCCGAGCGCCACCGACCCAGCGCGGCUGCUGGCCUGGGCCCCACCCCCGCGGUGGGUCCGGGCCCUGCCUCUCCCGGCCAGGCUGGGAGAGCCGGCGCUUGCGGCUGCGGGUGGUGCGGCGCAGCGGGCCCAGCCCCGGUUUGGAGCGGACAGGGAGGGUGGACCUCAGGUCAGACCAGCGGCCCCUCACCCGGGGCCUGGGGGGUUCCCACUUACCCGCCCCCCCCCCCCCGGCUGGCCCUUCGGUCGCCACCACCCCUGGCCUCUCCCGCUGAGCUCGGCGCCCCGGAGAGGAUUAAACCUCACUACCUUUCAUGUCAUCCAAGUAUGCUCACGCCGGUCAUCUUACCCACAGAGAGGCGGCAGGGCUUCAUUCUCACCUUCCUAAAGCCACAUGGGAACUGCCGAUAUAUCAACCUAUCCAGGGAAGCAGAGAGCUUCCUUUAUCCAAGGAGGUGGCCAGCUGCAUGGGUAGCAGGGCCACAGGCUGGGACAGUCCUGAUGUCAGAAGUGAGUGAGCAGGUUGACUGACCACAGGCAGUCUCUCAGCAUCAGCAUGAACUCCAGGAUCCUGUCUGCCAGGGGUUGGCUCAGCACCCGCCCAUCCACCUCUGAGCCCAACCUUGAGCCUGCCACGGAUGGGACAGCGUCUGCGACCACCACCCUCAGCCCAGAAGCCACCAGCUUUAAUGGCACCAGAAUGACUGACGUGGGUAGCGGCACAGCUGGCGUGGGCACAAUGCUUCUGUCCUUCGGGAUCAUCACUGUGAUUGGCCUGGCCGUGGCCAUGGUUUUGUACAUCAGAAAGAAGAAGAGGCUGGAGAAGCUCCGCCACCAGCUCAUGCCCAUGUACAACUUCGACCCCACGGAGGAGCAAGACGAGCUGGAGCAGGAGCUGCUGGAGCACGGGCGGGACGCAGCCUCCACACUGGCCCUGCAAGGCAAGACCACUCUCCCGUCUCAGGGUCCACUGCAGAGGCCCAGCCGGCUGGUGUUCACUGAUGUGGCCAAUGCCGUCCACGCGUGAGCGGCCCGGGACAGGCCUGGACCUCUGGUGCAGACACCUGCCUCCAUACCCACAGAGCAGCUGAGUCUCGGGACCUACCCUGCCGAGGCCCCUGCUGUCCUGCCGACCCACCCGCUGCCUCUCCGGGCUGGGCAUCUGGCCACUGACGUCCCCUGAUGUGAGGGUCCCAGCAUGGAGGACACCCCUCCUACCAAAAAGGCUGACAGCCACUGCUGGCUUCCUUGUGUUCUACCCAGACCCCCUGAGUCCGGGUCUGCCCCCCGAGUGUGGAGGGAGUGGAGUAGACAUGGGAGGGGAGGGGAGGAGCGUAGGGACAGACCUGUCUUUGGCAUCCGGAGCCUCCUCUGGGGCGGGAGAGGCGACCACCCAGGCCUCGGGGACAGAGUGUGGCGGCACCCUGGGUGGGGCUGAAGUGACGCUGAGGAGGGCUACUCACAGCCCAGGCAGGCCCACGGUGCAGAGUGUCCGUGGGGUCUCCCUGCCACUGCUCUCCGGUGGCCAGCUGUUGGCUGGGUCUAAACGAGGAUGGCAGCCGAGGGGGAAGGACAGUGGGGGAGCAGGUGUGGAAGCAGGGGGACAGGCAGGGCCCAGACCUGCAGAAAGGCCUCCCGCAGUGCACGAACCUGCCCACGCACAGCCGUGUGCCUGUCCCGGCACCGGGGACAGGAUGCAGACACCCGGGGUGUGUGGAGGGGAGUGGGGUGUGGCCACUUCUGCCUUCAAUGUUCAGGGGCUGAAGGGAGAGGAGAGGAGAGGGUGAGGGUGCCGCUGCCCCUACCUCUCUUCAUGGGGCUCUGAAAGCCAGGGAACCUGCUUCUGCAACCCGGUCCCUGUCUUGCUGUAUGCGGGGAGCUGGGGCUGGAGGUGGGCCUACGGGGCUGAGAGCGGAGGUCGCAGGCUGUGGGCUGGCGGGGGAUGUUCUGGCCGCCUGAGGUGGGGUGGGGACCCCCUCUUGGGAACAGACCGAAGGAACCUAGUCUGUUUUUUGAUCAUAGCGCCCACCCGCCCAUGGCCCACCCACCCAUUCCUCUCAGGAAUUCUACCAGUCUGCGGGGUGUGGGCAAGGCAUUGGGCCAAGCCCGCCCCCAGGACCUGCUGGGCAUGCAGUGCACUUGAGCACGCCCAGAAGCAUGUCCCCCUGCCCAGCCUUGCCACUGUCACUGUCCUCUGCUGGCCGGAGGGGCCGUGGGGGCGCCAUGUACAAAUCUUCUGUUGGGCAAAUACCACGUGUCAAAAUGUGAGCGCCCAGGUGGCCCACGUGGGGAAGAUUCUGGAUGCAUUUCCUCCUGGAGAUGCUAUAAAUAGGGUAUCACUGGGAUGGACCUGAGGGUGGCGGGCAAUUCAGGAUGCACGGAAGCUGUAAUUUAGCUCACAGCGUCUUUGUGUGAGAGCAUUAAAGAUGUCAUUAGGAUGUUCCCGUG